AAGCAAUCAUCAUUUCUCUUUCUCUCUGUCUGCAUUCUUGCAGUCAUUGAGAAAUACUGAGUGAGCUGUGAUUGGUCACAGCUUGUCACAUGUACAAGGCUGUUGUGAAUAGCCUUGUACCAUGUGACCUCUGUGAUCAUUCACAGAUUUCACACGUAGUAAGCAAUGAUGUCACAAGUGACAUCUUUCAGUCCCAAUCAUGUGAUCACUGAUUAGCCAAUCAGUGGUCACAUGAAUAGCAGUAAGCAAGAUGUCACAUCUGACAUC
Messenger RNA from Staurois parvus, 267 nucleotides. The record is from the annotation of a GenBank genome assembly. Lineage: Eukaryota; Metazoa; Chordata; Amphibia; Anura; Ranidae.